This is a messenger RNA of Jatropha curcas, 1848 nucleotides long. RefSeq names its product methyltransferase. The record is from RefSeq and is a predicted model, not a curated record. Gene Ontology annotation, molecular function: rRNA (uridine-N3-)-methyltransferase activity. Gene Ontology annotation, biological process: rRNA base methylation. Lineage: Eukaryota; Viridiplantae; Streptophyta; Magnoliopsida; Malpighiales; Euphorbiaceae.
CAAACAACUCGGGGCAAAGAGACCUUAAUGGUUUUAUGCUAAAAACAACAAUUCCUUCAGGCAUUUUAUCAAACAACUUGUGGGCACAAUGUAACAGGCCACUCUAUCGGUUAAAAAUCAAAUUAAUCAAAACUGCAAAAAACGACGUGUCAUCUCACUGAAGAGCGAAACCUUUUAAGCUAAUACAGUAACCGACAAAACUAGAAAGCAAUUGUAAAAAGCGCUCAAAACGCCAGAACUGGAACAUAGAAGGAGCUUGUCUUCGUCGUCUCUCAGGAUAGGCCCAGAAGACAUUGCUGAGCAGAGUUGAAGAAAUGCAAAUGCAAGCUUUAAUGCCAAUGCGACCUCGUUUUGCUGAACUAUUGAGCCGUCAAUGGCUAAAACCUUUAAGCUUCCGCGCUUUUUCAUCUUCAUCAGAUUACUCGAACCAAUCCCGUGGCGGUCUCCCUCGCUUCUUCUCCGAAGUUCUUCCUUCUUCAAAAGGAGGUGUUGUUCGUCUACAAGGUGAUGAAUUCUGGCAUAUGACUAAAGUUUUAAGGUUGAGCACGGAUGAUAGGGUAGAGCUCUUCAAUGGGAAAGGAGGUCUGGUAGAAGGAUGCAUUCAGAGAAUUGAUCGUACUGGACUUGAUUUUCUGGCAGUUGAAGAUCCAAAGUUAAUUCUUCCUAAGACAACAAAAUGGCAUGUCUUUGCAGCAUUUGGUACUCUAAAGGGUGGUCGAGCUGAUUGGCUAGUGGAGAAAUGCACUGAGCUAGGUGCUCAUAGUGUGACACCUCUGCUUACAGAACGCUCCCCAUCAAUUUCAGAAAACCGUGUGGAAAGAUUUCAACGAGUCAUUUUAGCAGCAACUAAGCAGUGUCAGCGGCUGGAUGAAAUGAUUCUAAACCCUCCUACAAAAGUUAAUGGCCUUUUACCUAUUGUUGCCAAGUCAAAGCUUUCUUUUCUGGCAGCAGCAGAAGCUGCUCCUGUUGUUAGCGUAUUGGCGUCAUCAAGAAAUGAAACAAGUGGAUUGAUAAUGGUGGGACCGGAAGGAGACUUCACGGAGAGGGAGGUGGCUUUGAUUAUGGAAGCAGGUGCUACAGCUGUUGGUCUUGGACCUCUUCGACUACGUGUUGAAACUGCAACAAUGGCACUUUUAGCAACUCUAACGUUAUGGUCUGAUGCUCAACAGCUAUCCAAUGCAUAGUUACAUUACAAAGCGAUAUUCGAGCUUUACCAGUUUGAAGAGUGCUUCAAUAAUUACGCUCCAUUGUCCUCAAUAUUUAACUUCCUGCAGUCAUAAACUUCAGAACAAUUUUGUUCAACAUUCAUACAGUUACCUAUCAUGGGUAAUUCCAACUUACUCUUGUGCCUUGUAAUGAAUUCAUCUCAAAUGUUUGGAUACCCGUAGUUCCUCGACUUUGUGUUGGAAAAUGUUCAUCCUAGUUAUAAUACUCUCAGGGUUGCCUGCGAAUUUUAUUUUGUGAAAAGAAAAAUGCAGAUUCUAGUACUGAAAUUUCAAAAAUUUUAACAUUUCCAAGUCUAAGCGAACAGAUCUGGAUGGGGUAUGGUUGUUGCAUGAUGAAGGUAUAUCAGGGGAAGGCUUUGGCUUUGAAUUUCCACAAUAUGACAUACCAGUCUUUAAUUUAUGCUAAUCAAUUAUAUUAUAUUAUGGUCACCUUUGUCUAGCAUUUAUUAUUUUAGAGAUAAAGUUGAAGGGGACUCGGAGAUUCCUUAGGCCUUGUGUUGCUUAUUAUUAUUGUAAGUAUGGCCACAGUGGUCGGCUGCUCUUUUUAACAUUUAUGAAUUUAUAUUAUUUUGUAAGAUAUUAGUAUCAUUUAUGUGUUGACUCUUAUCUUUUGUUUUUCCAA